Acipenser ruthenus (sterlet) is the source of this 3648-nucleotide messenger RNA. Its product is annotated as ADP-ribosylation factor-like protein 8A. Bases 361 to 921 code for a protein of 186 amino acids. Gene Ontology annotation, cellular component: lysosomal membrane. Lineage: Eukaryota; Metazoa; Chordata; Actinopteri; Acipenseriformes; Acipenseridae. The record is from RefSeq and is a predicted model, not a curated record. Gene Ontology annotation, biological process: anterograde axonal transport; protein transport. The transcript is spliced from 7 exons. Gene Ontology annotation, molecular function: GTPase activity; GTP binding.
UGAAGCUUCCGCGUUAGAUAACCCGAGCAUGCCUUCUUUACACGGAGACAUAUAAACCCAGUGCUUUGUCCCAUCAGCUGGAAUCUAAACCCCACCCAUUGACGAAGGGCAAGUCUUCGGGGAAAGACAGACAGAGAGAAAGAAGGAAGGGAGAACGCUAGAUACUAGAGAGACUAGGUAAAAUAAAAAGCAUUACUCAGUGACAACAAACAAGGCGGUGUAUUAUCAUACGGUAUUCAAGAAGCGGACACGGUGACGAGCACAAAGGCAGGGGGCAGAUAGUUUUUUUUCUGCAGUCAUUCCAAAAUCAUAACAAUAAGAAAAAAAGAAAGGAGCAAGAAAGAAAACAAGCGUGCCAAGAUGAUCGCUUUAUUUAACAAACUGCUCGACUGGUUCAAGGCUCUGUUCUGGAAGGAGGAGAUGGAACUGACGCUGGUGGGGCUCCAGUAUUCAGGAAAGACCACCUUUGUCAACGUGAUUGCGUCUGGGCAAUUUAGUGAAGAUAUGAUUCCAACCGUGGGAUUUAACAUGAGGAAAAUCACCAAGGGAAAUGUGACUAUCAAGCUGUGGGAUAUUGGCGGCCAGCCUCGAUUCCGGAGCAUGUGGGAGCGGUACUGCCGAGGAGUCAGCGCCAUCGUAUAUAUGGUGGAUGCGGCUGACCCAGCUAAGAUUGAAGCCUCCAAGAAUGAACUGCACAACCUGUUAGACAAACCCCAGCUACAGGGCAUCCCUGUCCUAGUUCUUGGGAACAAGCGAGACCUGCCUGGUGCCUUGGAUGAAAAGGAGCUCAUCGAGCGAAUGAACCUGUCUGCGAUUCAGGAUCGGGAAAUCUGCUGUUAUUCCAUCUCCUGCAAGGAAAAGGACAACAUUGAUAUCACACUACAGUGGCUCAUUCAGCACUCUAGGACCCGGAGGAGCUGAGGCCUGGACAUCUCGGACCUGCCAUAUUCUACCCUGACCUCUCGCCAUCAUUCUUAAAUAUCCCCGUGUCCCCCUGAGGUCAACAAGCCUGUUUUUUUGUUCUUGUAAAGAGGGUUUACACCUUCAUUUGCACUGUUUAUUAUAAUGAUUAGUAUUAUUAUGAUUAUUAUAAUUUUAAUAUUAAUAAUUAUUAUUAUAAAAUAUUGUUUACGCUUUUAUUUUUGAGCAUUAAUUAUGAGACUAGUUUUUAAUUCCAAACCUGAUGGUGUUAAUGAUAUUACUGGAGUUGUCCAUCUAAUCUAUAUCAAGCAGAAGCCAAGCCAUGAUUAAUUCUCGGCCAUGCCUUUGGAGAAGUGGUGUAACCUGCCUGUGUCAGAGGAGCGUGCUCCAUGUAGCUGGUUCACACAUACAUUUCAAGUACUGUUUCUUAUUUAUUGUUUUCUAAACUGUUACUGGUGUCUCUACAGUAACAUAAGGACCAGGGAGGGGAAUAUUGACCAAGGAGAAAUCAGGAUCAUUAUUUUCCUAUCCUGGUUGAUUUUAAUACAUUUUAAUGCAGACUGAGAGUGAGAGAUUAAUAUAUGAGCCAGUGUGUUCUGUCCGUUCCAGAAGUAUACAUUCCAGGGAGCUCGAGGUCUGAGUGUCGAUCGUAAGAGGAAUUUAUCAGAUUGCCGGAAUUGUAAAGAAUCCAGGAUUCUCCAUUGAAACUCCUGAAUUGUAUUCCUGGUUCAAAGUUUUUGGAACAACAGUAGUUUGUAAAAUAUGUGUUGCACCUUUCUCUUUCCUAUAUGGAGAUCAAACAGCCUGGGGGGAGUACUGUACUGUACAGUAGGAAGGAGCAAGCUGUAUAUUAAAAGAAUGGAUUGAAGAACUGUGGCUAUGCCAUGGUGAACGACAUGCAGUGAAAUCACAGGGGAUCUGGAGCAGAGAGGCAGUUUUGUGACCCUUUGGGGCAGAGGAGUCUAUCCAAGGAAAGGGACGCUGUACAUCAUAGGAAAGGGUUCCUGUUGAGUCACCUUGAGCGAGCUUGUGGGUUCUUGCAUCUCACACUACAACUGCAGGAUUGCUGAAGCUAUCUCUGAAUAUCUUGACAUGGCUUUUUGAUUUCUUUAAAUAUAUUUGGAAAAGCUUGAAAUGUAUCUGGGAUCGUCCGGGUGCGCUCCUCCAGCUCACUACAGCCCUGAAAUCUGAACCCCCUUCUUGCAGGCUAUGAAAGAAAGCGAACUCUUUCAGACGUUUAAAUAAAUACUUAAACACAAGAAGGGCGCAUCCGCUUUGUUUGUUUUUAUUCUUUUCGUCGUAAUUCUCUGCAUAAUAUUUGGAACACCAACCUUGUUAGUUUGGUGGACCUUUUACUGAAGAAUAAUCCUUCUCCAAAUAGGCCAUUGCUGACAGCUACCCUGUUGUAGCAGCUUAAAGAUACUGCAUAGAAGAAAGCAGUCAUCUGUGCAGGAUCAAACCUGGAGUGCUCCCGGUAUAACUGUUUCCUGAAACGAUACUGGCCAGUACUUACUGUAGUCUUGCACCAGCUAUUUAUGUAUUGCAUGCACAGCUAUAUACAACGUGUUUUAUUAAACACCCCAUUUCUUAAUGCUUAUCACCUGAGCUUGUAUUUUAAUCCCUAGGACAGCCGCUGUACCAGCUUUGUGUGGAAUAACAUUAUCGGUUCAGUCCACUGCAAUGAGACUCUGGUUAUUGUUGUAGAAUGGUUGACUGGACCACUACACUAGCCGAACUGAUUAGGCACACACUGAUGGUGUCUGGUCCAGAUCGGAGGUCUUUCAGGAUCUUAAGACUGCACUAAAUUAAAAUUCCAAGUUAAAUAUCAAACUACUGAUCUCUCAAAGCAAACCAAGGCUUCAACUUGUAACAAACGCAGACCGUCCUUGCAUUUUAAUCUUAGAGAAGGUAUCCUUAUAACAGCUUCAGAGAAGUACCAAAUAAAAGCUGUCCGAGAUGGAUGCUUGUGGCACUCAGCAGUUUUAGCAGCAUAACAUAACUGAAAUGAUCUUUUGUAACGCUUUCUGUUUAUUUUCCGCGAGUGGCGGAGCAGAAUUAAAAUUGAACCCGUCUUGCAGCGAGCGCUUUGUUUUUAAAUAUAGUUCCAGAACCAGCAAAGAACUUUCUGAUCUCUCUCCGCUUCUUAGAUAAAAGCCAAGAAAAACAACUCCUCCCACUGUUACUUGAUCCAUCUCCAAACCAAAAACCGCCUCGCUGAACUUCAUCAGAUUGCUUUUCUAACAGUGAGCCACAUGUCCUUUAUCACUGUCACCUUCUCGUUUCAAGCCCCAACAGUUGUUACACUGCUUAAAAAUGUUGUGUUUUUGUAUGUACUGUACCAUUACCUCUGUGAUACUGAAGCCAACAUCUGAGUCUGUGUUGUAGCCUGGAAGUAAAUGAGAGUUUGGGGUUUGAGCAACUACAAAUUCAUGAAAGCCACCACCGUUUGCCAGCUCCUGAUUUUAUUUAAAAACUCGGGACAGUUAAAACCUGAAAGUCGCACUGUCUCACUUUUAUCGGUUGCCUUUGUUUGUUUCUCUGUCCUUGUUUUGCAUGUGUAACAUAUAUUUAAAAGCAUCUUUAUUAAAAACUUGCAAAACAAACAACAACAAAAAUAUGGUCAGAUCUUAUUUUGCUAGGUACUGAAUAACGGUAUGUUAUUAUAGUAAAUAUUAUGUAUAUGUUUUUUUUUAUGUUAAUAAAUAAAUAAAUUGUGUUUUUGAUGGA